CCGCCCCGCGGCCGGGCGCGGUGGGGCGGCCAUGGCGGCGCACCUGAGCUCGGGCCGGGUGAACCUGACGGCGCUGCGCGAGGCGGGGCGGCGCGAGCUGCGCGAGUUCCUCGACAAGUGCGCGGGCUCCAAGGCCAUCGUGUGGGACGAGUACCUGACCGGCCCGUUCGGGCUCAUCGCGCAGUACUCGCUGCUCAAGGAGCAUGAGGUGGAGAAGAUGUUCACGCUCAAGCCGGGCCGGCUGCCCCCGGCCGACGUCAAGAACAUCAUUUUCUUCGUCAGACCCAAGCUGGAGCUGAUGGACAUCAUCACGGACAACGUGCUCAGGGAAGACAGAGGCCGCUCUCCGCAGAGGGAUUUCCACAUCCUGUUCGUGCCGCGCCGCAGCCUCCUGUGCGAGCAGUGGCUGAAGGAGCAGGGCGUGCUGGGCUCCUUCAUCCACCGCGAGCAGUACAGCCUGGACCUGAUCCCCUUCGACGGAGACCUGCUCUCCAUGGAGUCCGAGAGCGCCUUCAAGGAAUGUUACUUGGAGAGUGACCAGACCAGUCUGUACCAUGCAGCAAAGGGGCUGAUGACACUGCAGGCUCUCUAUGGAACCAUCCCACAGAUUUUUGGGAAGGGCGACUGUGCUCGGCACGUGGCCAACAUGAUGAUCAGGAUGAAGCGUGAGUUCCCUGGCAGCCAGAAUUCCAUAUUUCCUGUCUUUGAUACCCUCCUGCUGCUGGACCGCAACGUGGACCUGCUGACCCCGCUGGCCACGCAGCUGACGUACGAGGGGCUGAUCGAUGAGAUCUAUGGCAUCCAGAACACUUAUGUGAAACUCCCUCCUGAGAAGUUUGCCCCAAAGAAGCAGGGUGAGGGUGGGAAAGAUCUCCCCACAGAACCCAAGAAGCUCCAGCUGAACUCUGCAGAAGAGCUUUAUGCCGAAAUCCGAGACAAGAACUUCAACGCUGUGGGGUCAGUGCUGAGCAAGAAAGCCAAGAUCAUCUCAGCAGCCUUUGAGGAAAGGCACCAUGCCAAGACUGUUGGAGAGAUUAAGCAGUUUGUGUCCCAGCUGCCUCACAUGCAGGCGGCGAGGAGCUCGCUGGCAAACCACACCUCCAUCGCAGAGCUCAUCAAAGACAUCACCACAUCUGAAGAUUUCUUUGAUAAUUUAACAGUGGAGCAAGAGUUCAUGUCUGGAAUAGACACAGACAAGGUUAACAAUUACAUUGAAGACUGCAUAGCUCAGAAACAUCCAUUAAUCAAGAUCUUGCGUCUCGUGUGCUUGCAAUCCGUGUGCAAUAGUGGGCUGAAGCAGAAGGUUCUGGACCAUUACAAAAGGGAGAUUAUCCAGACUUAUGGCUAUGAACAUAUAUUGACCUUAAACAACUUGGAAAAGGCUGGACUCCUGAAACCCCAGACAGGUGGCAGGAAUAACUACCCGACGAUCAGGAAAACGCUGCGCCUGUGGAUGGAUGAUGUUAAUGAGCAGAACCCCAAUGACAUCUCGUACGUGUACAGCGGCUACGCCCCGCUGAGCGUGCGCCUGGCCCAGCUGCUGGCCCGGCCGGGCUGGCGCAGCAUCGAGGAGGUUCUGAAGAUGCUGCCAGGGCCCCAUUUCGAGGAGAGGCAGCAGCUCCCUACUGGCCUGCAGAAAAAGCGUCAGCAGGGUGAGAAUAGAGUGACCCUGGUGUUCUUCCUGGGCGGGGUCACGUACGCAGAAAUCGCCGCACUGAGGUUCCUGUCCCAGAUGGAGGAUGGAGGCACAGAGUACAUCAUUGCCACUACAAAACUCAUCAACGGGACAACCUGGAUCAAAUCCUUGAUGGAGAAACUGGAGCCUGCCCCGUUCUAGGGUGUGUGGUGAGAGACAGGAAAUGUGAGAGGCCCUGUGUAACACAGGCAUGUCAGCUGGCACAGCUGCUCCAUCAGAGAAACACGGCAGUGAAGGAAGCUCUCCUGGGACCAGCUCGUGAGCAGUUACCCUCAUCCCUUCUGCACUUGUGUUCCAGCUGUCUGUGGAACUUCCAA
Messenger RNA from Pyrgilauda ruficollis (rufous-necked snowfinch), 2013 nucleotides. RefSeq names its product VPS33A core subunit of CORVET and HOPS complexes (gene VPS33A). The record is from RefSeq and is a predicted model, not a curated record. The coding region runs from base 32 to 1837 and encodes 601 amino acids. Gene Ontology annotation, biological process: intracellular protein transport; vesicle-mediated transport. Gene Ontology annotation, cellular component: lysosome; CORVET complex. NCBI's taxonomy places the organism in Eukaryota, Metazoa, Chordata, Aves, Passeriformes, Passeridae. The transcript is spliced from 13 exons.